Molecule: messenger RNA, 1458 nt
Organism: Suillus discolor
Lineage: Eukaryota; Fungi; Basidiomycota; Agaricomycetes; Boletales; Suillaceae
Exons: 8
Coding region: 203-1165 (320 amino acids)
Source: RefSeq, a predicted model, not a curated record
UUAUAGUGAUAGCCUCAGCAAACAACCGAACCCGCAUGGCCAUCCGUCAACUUCUCAGGGACAAUUGGAGCGAAGGAGGAGCAGCUCAUACACCUUGCCACCUCCCUCUCGCGGAAGAACAUAUGAUCGAGAUAUCCGUCCUUUACCUUCUCAAUACACAAAGGUGGAUAACUCACCGGGACAGGAUGUGGAGCUUAGGUGCAUGGAGACCUACCACGACAGUCGGCAACAGCGACCCGUCUCCUUAUCGGUUUUCAAUGCACCGACAGCAACGUACACUUGGGAACGGUAUGAACCCGAAUCCCAGAUACCCUAUCCACGGCCCCUCUACAUCGGUCAAAAUUUCAUGCGGUCGUCAUCGUCAAGCUCUAUCUCUAGCUUGCGUGAAUCUUCUCGCAUGCCCUCCCCGGCACUAUCUGACUUCAGCAUCCCCACCUCAAAUUUGCCGCCCAAAAUACGAAGAAGCUCAUCAUCAAGUGAACACUCUCCUUACCGUGCAUCCUCUGUUAUGAAGAUCAUGGAGCCGCUGAGACAUGUAAACAUUGAAGUUGAUCGUAGCUGGCCUCCUGUGUCCUCCAGGCCUUACCAGCGAACGCCUACUCCUCCUGAAAUGAUCAGUAGCCCAUCAUUGCACAGAUCUCAAUCGGAUCGUCACCGCAAACGCAAGGACAGUCCUAGCGCUGGUGAAUCCAGUGAUCAAUCACACGUUAGAACCCGCCCAACAAUACCACCGAAGGCAGAAUCAGAGGAGUGGGAGAAGUACGCCUGUUUUACUCUGGAUGGUACGACACGGAAAUGGUUGUGCACCUGGUCGACAGAGUCAGGCGGACAAUGUAAAUACAUGUCUAAGAAGCAGCUAGUCAAACGUCACAUUGAAACGACUCAUUUGUGUUAUAAGCCAUUCGUAUGCGGUGUCUGCGGCAAAGGUUUCCCCCAGAAAACUUCACUUGAUACUCACAUGCACGGACACACUGGAUCUACGCCGCACGCAUGCCGGUAUAAUUGUGGGAUGUGGUUCAAGGAUCCUGCACGUAGACACAGACACAUGGUCGACGAGCAUCAAUAUGUUCCAACACAGUCUAAGAAGAAACACGGGAGCGGACAGCCUCGAGACAAUUUGGACUUUGAAUCUGUGCAACGAUGGGAUGUUGCCAGUAACCCUUAGCACCUCGCCCCUUGGACAAGAAGACUACCUAUCCGAGUUGUUAGCUAUGGUCCCUUUGAGUUGAAACGGUUAGCACUGACAGAAGAGCUUGUUGACAGUUGUUGACAGUCGGACGCAUGCUACAACGUCUUGGAGGAUUAAUCUCCGAGCUUCUUUUCCGUUGUUUCUCUUGGCACCUUCCUCACCAUAUGAUAGCCCUCCGGUGUUGUCGUCACUGGUAUCUCUAUGCCAUAUAUAUUACCCUGUUCAUAGGACAGUACUAAUGCACAAUGAGCUUAUAUCUCUUCUGAACA